AAAACACGCUGCAAAGGAAUACAUUGAGCGCACGCUCAGAGAAUGGAUGCGAUUAGAUAUUGAAGGUGCAAAAUGCUCCCCUAGCGGUCAGAACGGAGUUAAAAAGCAGCGCGUGAGCGGCAGCACGCCACUGUGGGUCCGAAGCUCGAGUUUGACAAGAGCCACAGAAAAGUUAACAGCGGACUUGAGACGUGUGGCAUCCGCAGAGCAUCAUGGCCAACAAAGCGCAGCCUCCUCACCUGCACCUGGCCGAAGUCACCGCGUCCCAGUUCCUCGACAUCUGGAAGCAUUUUGAUGCCGACGGCAAUGGUUAUAUCGAAGGAAAGGAGUUGGAGAACUUCUUUCGGGAGCUGGAAUCAGCCCGGAGGGGAGCCGGCGUGGACCCUUCAAAACCAACAUUCAGAGAUAAGAUGAAGGACUUCAUGCAGAAGUUCGACAAGAACAAAGAUGGAAGAAUUGAGAUGUCAGAGCUGGCCCAGAUUCUUCCCACUGAAGAGAACUUUUUGCUCUGCUUCAGACAAUUUGUGAGUUCCAGUGCUGAGUUCAUGGCGGCAUGGCGACGAUACGAUACAGAUCGCAGUGGCUACAUCGAAGCCAACGAAUUGAAGGGCUUUCUGUCGGACCUCUUGAAGAAGGCGAACAGACACUACGACGAGCAGAAGCUUAACGAGUACACACACACCAUACUCAGGAUGUUUGAUCUGAAUGGAGAUGGAAAACUGGGCCUUUCAGAGAUGGCAAGACUUCUACCUGUUCAGGAGAAUUUCUUGCUCAAAUUCCAGGGUGUCAAGCUGACCAGUGAGCAGUUCAAUGCAAUCUUCACAUUCUACGACAAGGAUGGGAAUGGCUACAUUGAUGAGCUCGAGUUGGACGCCCUGCUACGAGACCUUUGCCUGACAAACAAGACGGAGGCAGACUUGAAGAACCUGAAAGAUUACAAGCAGAGCAUCAUGAGCUUGUCUGAUGGAGGGAAGCUCUACCGCGGAGAGCUUGAAAUCGUCCUCUGCAGGGAGCCAAUUCAAUGAUUCCUGAUCCUUUCUUGUUGUGUAUGAUUAUGUCUGCCGCCUCCCCUGCUCCCCCAGUAGAACAUUCCCUUCCUGCUGCCUGCGCCCGACCUCCCAUCUUCUCCCAAAGCUAAUUCCAAAUGAAAUGAACCAUUGGCACUAUUUAGAUUUUCUCCAUGAACCCUUCUGCAACCUGACCUCUCACCCCUAAGGUGAUCUUUUCUUAAUCCUGUAGCAAGUCUGAAUAUUCAAUUUGAAGUCUUAACUUAACUUAAUGCCAUGAUAUGUUUGGAAUUGCAAUGUCGGUUUUUGGCCGAUAGUGUUAAUUGGAAAUCUCAAUAAAAUGCUUCAACAUGA
This is a messenger RNA of Syngnathus typhle (broad-nosed pipefish), 1361 nucleotides long. RefSeq names its product calbindin 2a (gene calb2a). Bases 213 to 1025 code for a protein of 270 amino acids. The transcript is spliced from 11 exons. Gene Ontology annotation, molecular function: calcium ion binding. NCBI's taxonomy places the organism in Eukaryota, Metazoa, Chordata, Actinopteri, Syngnathiformes, Syngnathidae. Gene Ontology annotation, cellular component: terminal bouton; nucleus; cytosol. The record is from RefSeq and is a predicted model, not a curated record. Gene Ontology annotation, biological process: regulation of presynaptic cytosolic calcium ion concentration; regulation of long-term synaptic potentiation.